Molecule: messenger RNA, 1520 nt
Organism: Rana temporaria (common frog)
Lineage: Eukaryota; Metazoa; Chordata; Amphibia; Anura; Ranidae
Product: zona pellucida sperm-binding protein 3-like
Exons: 8
Coding region: 27-1505 (492 amino acids)
Biological process (GO): egg coat formation; positive regulation of acrosome reaction; binding of sperm to zona pellucida
Cellular component (GO): extracellular matrix
Molecular function (GO): acrosin binding
Source: RefSeq, a predicted model, not a curated record
CUUCCAUAGUGCUGUCUGGGGUCAGGAUGGCUUUGGAAAUGUGGGUUCUGGUGGUGCUGGUUUGUGGGCCGGUGUUUGGUGGCGCUCCGGUAAGGCAGCAGCGCCAGGCAGAUUGGUGGCAGAAUUACAAGAGACCCAUCCCUGCUCAAGGCUCUCCUAGAGGGGCCAAUAGAGAGAGUGUUGUUCGCCCGCUGGUGGGACUGGGCUCUCUCAGAGGUAGCACCCAGUAUAGGAGAGGACCCAGUCAUUUGUUUAGUGGGGCCCUUCCCCGACAGAUGGUGCAGGAGCCCCCCAGUUCCCCUAUCAGCAUCCAAUGUACAGUGGACACCAUUGAGGUGAUAGUUAACAGGGACUUCUAUGAAAAUGGUAUGUUGGUGCAACCCUCUGAGCUGAGCCUGGGAUCCCAGUCCUGUGAGCCCAAGCAGAGCAAUGACACCACCAUCCUCUUCUCCAACAACAUCCAGGACUGCGGCAACACUUUACAGGUGACCUCGGACUACGUGAUCUACUCCAGCAUCCUGACCUACAGUCCAUUGGCUAAUGGAGUCAUCGUCCGUUCUAACCCAGCUGUGGUUCCAAUCAAAUGUAUUUAUUCAAGAUAUGGCAAUGUGAGCAGCGAAGCCAUCAUGCCAACCUGGUCUCCGUUCAGCACCACAGUAUCCUCCCACGAAAAACUGUUCUUUUCCCUGCAUCUGAUGAAUGAGGACUGGAGUGUCCCCAGAAGUUCUUCUGUCUUCCAAUUGGGCCAGAGCUUAAACAUUGAGGCCUCUGUAGACAUUCAGAACCACGUCGGCUUAAUCUUGUUUGUUGACUCCUGUGUGGCCACCAUAUCUCCUGAUCCCAACUCGACUCCUCACUAUGAACUCAUUGCAGCCAAUGGGUGCUUUGUGGAUGCAAUGAGAGAUGAUACAUCUUCAGCCUUCAGGUCUCCAAGGAUCCAACAAGGCAAGCUGCAGUUCACCAUCGAAGCUUUCCGCUUCCAGGAAGUAAAGGAGUCUGUGAUCUAUAUUACUUGCAAUUUGAGAGCAGUGUCUGCCUCCCAAGUCCCCAACUCUGUGAACAAAGCUUGCUCUUAUGACAGAGGCAGCAACAGUUGGUCCCCAGUGGAAGGGUCUAGUGACAUUUGUCAGUGCUGUGUCACUGGGGCCUGUGAACAACCCUUGCCUCAGGGCAGCCGUUUGGCAAAUCUUGGAAGACCCCAGGGAGCUGGAAGACCUAGAGUAGUUGGAAGACCCAGAGGCCUUCAGAAGAGACAUGUUGGUCAUCAUUCGGAGAAACAUGGCCAGGCUAUUCUUGGUCCACUCCUGGUGAUCGGCGCAGAGGAUCACCCAGCCCCCAGAACAGGGCUCAGUCGUGUUUCCAGGACUGCUUCAGAGUCCCAACCCUUGGCGCGGUGGGUUUUGGUGACAGUGGCUUCUAUCAGUCUGGUGGCUGUUCCUGCUGGUGUUGCUUGGAUUGGAAAACUGCUGCUUAACAAAUGUUCUUACAAAGCUGUAGAGAAAUAAAGAGUUUAAAUUUGA